AUGAAGCCGGCCGCGGGCGCUGUAGCCGAUCAGAACGGCAGCCACGCCAUCAGCACCGUCAGGAACACCAUCAGCAGCAGCAGCAACAGCAACGGCAGCAACAGCAGCAGCAGCAAUGGCCAGGCAGCAGCGGACGCCGCGCGAGGACACGGCGAGAACGGGCACACUGACGCGCCUGCCGGCCCCGCAGGCGCCGCUGAUGGCGCCGCCGCCGCAGCGGCCGGAUCGCGCCUUGCCGACCGCCAGGCACGCCUGCGCCGCCUCCAGCGCCGCGCCGCGGCCGCAGCAGCGGCGGCAGCUGCAGCGCGGCGCCCUUCGGCCCGGGAGCCCCCGGACCUCGGGCCCAUCCUCCAUGGCGCCCCCUCGCUCCUGGAGCUCCCCCGUUCGCGCGCUGGCGCCGCAGCGGAGGCCGCAGGUAGUGUCGAGGUGUUGGCUGCGGCGGCCCCGCCCGCCGCCGCGGACCUGCAGGCCUGCUGGCGCGGCGCGCCCCUGGGGCCGCUCCCGGGCGGCGCGGAGGUGGCGCGCGACCGCGCCCUCACGGCCCGGAUCGGCGCGGCGGUGUCGUGGGGCCAGGUGGAGGACGCGCUGCGGGACCACGGGCGGGCGCCCAACAAGCUGCACGUCGCGGCAGCGCUCUCGCGGCUGGCCCAGCUGCGGCUGUCAGGGGCGCCGGGCAGGGCGGCGGCCGAAGCUGCGGCGGGCAAGGCCGGCCUCGGCGGCGCCGCACCCACGGGCACCGUCACCAGCAACAGCGGCGGCGGGUGGGACGGCGCUGCCGCGGGCCGUCCGCCGCCCCUGGAUGACCUGUGUGAGGGGCAGCAGGCCCUGGUGGAGGCCCUGGCCUCGCGGCUGGAGGGGGGCGGGUGGCGCGCCCUGGGGCCCAUCGAGCUGGCUGCGGUGCUGACGGCCCUGGCGCGGCUGGACCAGCAGCUGGCGCCGCACCACGAGGAGGGCGCGCUCGCCGCGCUGGCGGCCGCCGCGGCGCAGCCCUCGCCGCGGCGGCGGCUGCGGCGCAGGGUGGUCACCUGCCUGUGGGCGCUCGCGCGGCUGUCUGUCACGCCGCCAGAGGGCCUGUUGCGGGCGGGCGUCCGCGUGAGCCUCGGCAUCCGCGGCGGCGGCGCGGCAGGGCCCGCAGCGCCCAACGCCGGGCCGCCUGAGCCGCUCCCGCCCGAGGCGCUGGUCGCGCUGCUGUGGGCGCUCGGCCGCUGGCGCGCGCCGCUGGGCGCCGGGGAGGCGCAGGCACUGCAGGCGGCGGCGCGCGGCGCGGCGGCGACCCUUGGGCCUCGCGGCCUCGCGGUCACCGGCUGGGCGUUUGCACGGCUGCGGCUGCGGCCGUCUGUGGGCUGGGCGGAGGAGUGGGCGGCCGCCAUGGCGGCGGGGGCGAGGUCAGCCAACGGCCAUGACGUCGCUAUGGCACUGUGGGCGGCGGCCAGCCUGCGGGAUCCGGGGGAGUCUGCUGCACCGGGCUCAAGCGGCGGCGGCGGCGGCGGGACUCAGGGACGACCUCUCAGCACGCCAGCGAUUGAGGCGGCGACAGCCAGCGCGGUGCGCGCAGAGGCGCCGCCUGAGGCCGCCGCCGCGUGGCGGCCGCCCCGCCAGCUGCUUGAUGCACUGUCGCACCGCGCCGCCGCCGAAGCCGCAGCUGCCGCUGCGGCCGCUGCUGCCGCUGCUCCGCACGGCGGGGGUGCGGCUUCGACCGCGUCGGAGCUUGCAGUGUCGCUCUGGGCCCUCGGCCGCCUGCGCUUCCGCCCCCGGUCGAACGACCUGCACGCGCUCGCCUCCGGUGUCGCCGCCGCGGCGUCCGCCGGCCAGCUGGCCCCACAGGGCUACGCGAUGGCCGCCUGCGCCCUCGCGCGGCUGGGCGCGACCCCGAGCGCCGCCUGGCUGGACGGCCUGCUGGGCCACGCGUACGAGGUGCUGCCCCUGUUUGGGCCCCGCGAGGCGGCCGGCCUGAUGAUGGGCCUGGGGGCGCUGCGCCACAUCCCGUCGGAGCGCUGGAUGCGCGUGUGGUGGUGGGACACCGCCGGGAAGUUGCCCGAGUUUGGGCCCCAGGAGCUGGCCCUCUGCCUGCGCGCGGCAGUGGGACUGGGGCAGGCGCCGCCGGCCGGCUGGCUGCGCGCGUGGCUGGCACGCAGCCUCGCUCUGCUGCGGGCGCGGCGGAUGGGGGGGCCCGCGCUGCGCAUGGCGCUGCCAGCGUUUGGCGCGCUGGAGCGUGCGCCGGGCGCUGAGUGGAUGGCCGAGUUUUGGCGCCAGACGGGCGGCGAGGCAGGCCUAGCAAGCGUCAGCAGCAUCAGCAGCAGCAGCAGCAUCAACGGGGGCCGUGACAAAACAAGCAGCAGCAGCAGCAGCAGCAGCAGCAGCAGCAGCAGCAGCAGCAGCAGCAGCAGCAGCAGCAGCUUGCGCAGCAGGGGCGGCAGCAGCUCUAUCAGCGUGGGCAACGGAGCCGUCGCGGCCUCGUCGUGCGACCUGGUCACGUGGGAUGCAUUCACCUGCGGCCGCGUGCUGUGGGCGCUGGCGCGGCUGGGCCAGAGCCCGCCGCCGUUGUGGGCGGCCGCGUUCCUGCGCCACACGCGGACGCUGCUGCCGUGCUGCCCGCCGCAGCGCGUGUCUGACAUGGUCUGGGCGCUGGCGACGCUGGAGCUGAGCCCGCCGGAUGCCUGGAUGGACGCGUGCGCUGCGCGGCUGGCGGAGUGCGGCGCGCUCGAGGGGGCGCGCGGGUCUGCCGCAGAGCGUGCGGUGGCAAGGGGCCGGGGCCGCGGGGAGGAUGGCCGUGGCGGUGCGGCGCCCGGGGCUCCAGGGCUGCCUCCGCGCCACCUGGCCCGGCUGCUGUGGGGCCUGGAGCGGCUGGACCCUGGGGGGCGCUGGGUGCCGCGGGACGGCCUGGUGCGGUGGCAAGAGCUGUGA
Molecule: messenger RNA, 2904 nt
Organism: Monoraphidium neglectum
Lineage: Eukaryota; Viridiplantae; Chlorophyta; Chlorophyceae; Sphaeropleales; Selenastraceae
Exons: 1
Coding region: 1-2904 (967 amino acids)
Biological process (GO): mitochondrial RNA processing; chloroplast rRNA processing; regulation of mitochondrial mRNA stability
Cellular component (GO): ribonucleoprotein granule; mitochondrial matrix
Molecular function (GO): RNA binding
Source: RefSeq, a predicted model, not a curated record